This is a messenger RNA of Phragmites australis (common reed), 1225 nucleotides long. RefSeq names its product 26.7 kDa heat shock protein, chloroplastic-like. The record is from RefSeq and is a predicted model, not a curated record. NCBI's taxonomy places the organism in Eukaryota, Viridiplantae, Streptophyta, Magnoliopsida, Poales, Poaceae. Bases 298 to 1032 code for a protein of 244 amino acids. Gene Ontology annotation, biological process: response to heat. The transcript is spliced from 2 exons.
GUCAUCAUCCCGAAGCGGCGGAGAGCGAACGAGAAUGUUCGACAAGCGUGAAGAACUCCGCGCCGCCGUCGCGAAGCUCUCCCUGUCCCACUCCCGAAGCUUCAACGCCUUCCCCACCCUUCCACCGCACUGGUGACACGAGCUCCACUCCACGCUAUAAAAGGCGCCGCAUACCGGCCGUCUCCCACCAGAUAAUUGAGAAAAGCAUUUCGCAAGAACAGCAAGUCAGCAACAAUCUACGAGCUCCUACGAUCUCCAGCUCUCUCAGCGUUCCAGUUUCCAGCUCCACGUAGCGCAAUGGCUGCAGCGGCCUCUCCCUUCGCUAUUGUGAGCCGCCUCUACCCGGCCGCGCGCCUCCCGGUCCGCGCCUGGAGGGCGGCGAGGCCGACGCCCGGGUUCCCGUCGUCCGGUAGAGCCCGCUCGCUCGCCGUGGCGUCCGCGGCGCAGGAGAACAGGGACAACACCGCCGUUGAUGUCCAGGUCAACCAGAACAGCGGCAGCCAGCAGCAGGGCAACGCCGUCCAGCGGCGCCCGCGUCGUGCUGCUGCUCCACUCGACAUCUCCCCGUUCGGGUUAGUUGAUCCGAUGUCGCCAAUGCGGACGAUGACGCAGAUGCUGGACACGAUGGACCGGCUGUUAGACGACGCAGUGGGGUUCCCCAUGGCGUCGCGGAGGUCUCCGGCGGCGACUGGCGAGGUCCGUCUGCCGUGGGACAUCAUGGAGGACGAGAAGGAGGUAAAGAUGCGGUUCGACAUGCCGGGGCUCGCGCGGGAGGAGGUGAAGGUGAUGGUGGAGGACGACACGCUGGUCAUCCGCGGGGAGCACAAGAAGGAGGAGGGCGCCGAGGGCGCGGAAGGCAGCGGCGACGGGUGGUGGAAGGAGCGCAGCGUGAGCUCCUACGGCAUGAGGCUGGCGCUGCCGGAGGCGUGCGACAAGAGCAAGGUGCGCGCCGAGCUCAAGAACGGCGUGCUCCUCGUCACCGUGCCCAAAACCGAGGUGGAGCGCAAGGUCAUCGACGUCCAGGUCCAGUAGAUGAAUAGCUACUUGCAGCUCACUAAGCUUUGAGCCUUGGGUUUCUACUGGCUAGUUUUCUCGGCACAACGCGUGUAGUGCGCGUUUCAUUCUCUCCUCCUCUGCGCGCGCGCAGAUUGUGUAGUAAUCAAAGGAGUGGAAUAAUGUGAAUAAAUAAUGUGAAUAAUGUGAAUAAAUUCAGGUUAUAACUCUA